AUGUCAUCCAGAAAGGGCAAUCUUCUUCCACCGUCAAAUUAUACCACAAAGAUGUCAUGCUCCGAUAGUCCAUCUGGAAAUUCGUUUCUGGUAGACUCCUUGAUCCACGGAAGGGCCGAGGGAAGUGGACACUACUACCAAAACAGCGGAGUCUACUUGCAGCCGAGCUCCGAGUAUUCUUAUGGACUGUCUAACUGUGGCUAUUUCUCAUCAUGCUCAGGAGAUUCCAAAAGUGGCAAUACAGCUAACUGGCUGACGGCGAAGAGUGGCCGUAAGAAGCGUUGCCCCUACACCAAACAUCAGACUCUAGAGCUGGAGAAAGAGUUCCUCUUCAACAUGUACUUGACACGAGAGCGUCGCCUCGAGAUCAGCCGCAGUGUUCACCUCACGGACAGACAAGUCAAAAUCUGGUUUCAGAACCGACGGAUGAAGCUGAAGAAGAUGAGUCGAGAAAACCGAAUCCGAGAGUUGUCGGCCAACUUCAGUUUUUCAUGAAGCCUCCUCGCUUUAUAGAUCUCUGGCGCCCUCCUCCAUCAGCUGCAGUGGUAGCCUACUUA
Messenger RNA from Sinocyclocheilus grahami, 557 nucleotides. It is a transcript of the gene hoxa10b, whose product is annotated as homeobox A10b. Gene Ontology annotation, cellular component: nucleus. The coding region runs from base 1 to 495 and encodes 164 amino acids. Gene Ontology annotation, biological process: regulation of transcription by RNA polymerase II. NCBI's taxonomy places the organism in Eukaryota, Metazoa, Chordata, Actinopteri, Cypriniformes, Cyprinidae. The transcript has 2 exons. Gene Ontology annotation, molecular function: DNA-binding transcription factor activity, RNA polymerase II-specific; RNA polymerase II cis-regulatory region sequence-specific DNA binding. The record is from RefSeq and is a predicted model, not a curated record.